Molecule: messenger RNA, 957 nt
Organism: Akanthomyces muscarius
Lineage: Eukaryota; Fungi; Ascomycota; Sordariomycetes; Hypocreales; Cordycipitaceae
Exons: 2
Coding region: 1-957 (318 amino acids)
Source: RefSeq, a predicted model, not a curated record
AUGGUGUGCUGUUUCGCCGUCUUGUGGUACGGCUGCCGGCACAAAUCUCUUCUCAAAAUUGGCUGCACGAAAGACUGCGCCGAUUUUUGCGAGCCACAAGAGACUCUGCUGGUGGCCAAGUCGCUUCUCUGCUGCGAAACCUGCGUCAAGGCAGAAAACGAGCACGAGAGGCAGCGCCAGACCCGACAACGCAGUUUUUUCCGUGCCACGGAGCUGCGAAAGAUCCCACCGAGAACAGCUUAUAUUAAGGAUGCGGGGGAGCGGGAAGAACUACGGGAGAAGCUGCAGCAUGGUCUGCGCGCAGGCCAAGAGAGACAGGCGGAGGACAUGGAGGAGAAAAUGGAAGACUGUGGGUACAAAACGGAUUGCGCCGAACAGUGGACGAACGACUAUGCAGAGAACAUUUGGCAGCUCAAGUACGCGGAAUGCGAGGACUCGAGGGGCUUUGAGGAGGAUCUACUUGAGAUGAAGAAUGAUAUUGAGCAUUGCGAGGAAUUUGGUUGGAGUAUCGUUCACGAGUCUACGUGGGAUGCAGACUAUGCCGAGGAGAGUGACGACAGAAUCGUGCCGCAGAUCGAAUGCAGCAAGCUCCUCGGAACCAAGCCCGGCAGCGCGUCAACCGCCGGCCGAGCCUCCUGCACCGGCCGCCAUGCGAUCACCAACAUACACUCUGACUGCAGCAGUGGCACCGCAGCCAACGCAGGCUCAGAGAAAGGAUUUGACAGACCGAGAAUUGAUGCCGCCGCCUCCGUUGGCGACUCCACGAGUCCCAAAACCUUUGGCAAAACCUUCAUUGCCGACUCCGAAAAUGUCAGGGGCAAGGCUCCUGUCACCACCGCCUUCGUCUGCAUCCCAAACCCCGUCGGCAACCCGAACGUCGCCGGCUCAGUUGCCGGCUCGAGAAUAAACCCCCGAUAUGGAGCAGCCAAGACCACCCGCGAGCUUUUAACAUCUUGA